UCAGUACAUCCAGGCCAAACUGCCAAUCAGAAGUGGUGCAGGGCCUUUCCGGGAGCCAGGCUGCAGGCUUAGAUUUGCGGAGGAGGUGGCGCCGGUGUUUUGAUGUGCUGUGCUUUGAGUGCUGCUGCAGGGAGCUGUGAGGGGGCCGGGCCGAGAUCGGAAGCCACGACAUGAAUGCAGUGACCUAUGAUGAUGUGCAUGUUGACUUCACUCGGGAAGAGUGGACAUUGCUGGAUCCUUCCCAGAGGAACCUCUACAAAGAUGUGAUGCUGGACAUCUACCAUAGCCUCAAUAUCAUAGGAUACAGUUGGGAAGACCGUAAUAUUGAGGAACAUUGUCAAAGUUCUAGAAGAAAAGAAAGGCCUGAAAGAAAUCACCUUGGAGAGAAACCUUCUGUAUAUAAUCAAUGUACUAAAGCCUUUGCAUACGACACACAUAUUCAGAGUCAUCAAAGCACACAUCCUGCCAAGAAACCCUACGAAUGUAAUCAGUGUGGUAAAACUUUUGCACGAAAUUGGCCUCUUCAAAAUCAUAAAAGAACACACACUGGAGAGAAACCCUAUGAAUGUAAUCAGUGUGGUAAAACUUUUGCUCAUCCCAGUGCUCUUCAAGUGCAUAAAAGAACACACACUGGGGAGAAACCCUACCAAUGUAGUCAAUGUGGUAAAGCCUUUGCAUGGCCCAGUUAUCUUCAAAAACAUAAAAGAACACAUACUGGAGAGAAACCCUAUGAAUGUAAUCUAUGUGGUAAAACCUUUGCACUACGAGGUAAUCUUCAAAGGCAUAAAAGGACACAUACUGGAAAAAAACCCUAUGAAUGUAAUCAAUGUGGUAAAGCUUUUGCUUAUCAGGAAUGUCUUCAAAGGCAUAAAAGAACACAUACUGGAGAGAAACCCUAUCAAUGUUAUGAAUGUGGUAAAGCCUUUAUACGUCACAGUAGUCUUCAAACGCAUAAAAGAAGACAUACUGGAGAGAAACCCUAUGAAUGUAAUCAAUGUGGUAAAACCUUUGCAAUACUAGUGAGUCUUCAAAGGCAUAAAAGAAGACACACUGGAGAGAAACCCUGUGAAUGGAAUCAAUCUGGUAAAGCCUUUACACAACAAGGAGGAGAUGAUACAGGGAUGAAUAUUUUACAUUGGUAUGGAUCCUGGUCUAUAUACAGUUUUUUUUUAAAGAUUCUCUCCUUUUUUAAAAAAAAGAUUUGUUUAUUUAUUAUGUACAUAGUGUUUAGCCUCCAUGUAUGCUAUAUACAAUUUUACAGUAGAUUUUGUUACACUGUGUAUAUUUUUUUUGCUUUUGUUUAAGGUAUUAUGUUUGUAUAGCUCAUUUAAAGAUGUAUAGUUAAGAAAUAGAUUAAUAGAUCGUCAUUUAUAAUAAGCAAACUUAUAGUCAUGUUAGUAAGCUUUUGUAGGUACAUAGAGAUAUAUUUCAGUUGGAUAGAUAAUAUUCAGCACUCCAGAAUCUUCAGCAUAAGGCCUUUAAAGGUUUUAGGAUAGGCUUAUGUGGACAGUGAGACAUGUCUGCUUCUGGCAGCACCAUUUACUUUAGAGACGUUGAUGGACGUUGAAGAUGUUCCAUGUAGUUGCCUACAAUAACUGAAUUAGCCAUCAAAAUUCCAGAGAUUUGCCUGGUUGUGGUGGCGCACUCCUUUAAUCUCAGCACCCAGAAGGCAGAGGCAGGCAGAUCUCUGUGAGUUCGAGGUCAGCCUGGUCUAUAAGAGCUAAUUCCAGGACAGGCUCCAAAGCUAUAGAAAAACCCGGUCUCGAAAAACCAAAAAUAUAUUCCAGGGAUUCCUUCAACUCUCUGGAUUUUGCAUCCAGUGUGUGUUGAGCCUUGUCACCAGUCAGUAUCUAUGAAGCAGGUUUCCCCUUGUAUAUGAGAAACGUGUACAUUGGUUUGCUAAACAUCCAUUUUGUGCUUUUUUCCUAACUAAUACUUAUUGAAAUAAUAUAAUUUCAUCAUUACUUUCCUUCCCUUUUCUUCUCCAAUCUCCUUUCACAUCCUCACCUCUCCUCAUGUCCCCCUUUUCAUUAAUUUUUGUUUUUCUCUCUCCUAAAUAUAUGAAUACAACCAGCUCAGUGUAGUUUUACAUGUGUCUCUAUGAUCUCAGGACUGAUCGAUGGGAUUAGCUAAUCACUGAGCGAGGUGCUGCCCCGGGAAAGACCGUCUCUUCUCAUCUCAGCAUUCCCCACUUGCCCACUGUUCUUUAUGUAGAUUCGAGGCCCCAGGAGCUUUGUACCUUUCAUGGUUUUGAGUCUGUUGGUGUCAUCUUUGUUCAGGUCAUCUUUACGCAGUCAUGUUAGCAGAAUCAAUUGGUGUAAGUGUUCUGACCUUUCUAGGAGAUACAGUCUCACAAGGAAAUGUCAUCUCCUUUCCCUGUAUCUGAGUGUUAAGUAUCUGAACUUAACACUCUAGUAUUUCC
Chionomys nivalis (European snow vole) is the source of this 2422-nucleotide messenger RNA. Its product is annotated as zinc finger protein 120-like. Gene Ontology annotation, molecular function: DNA-binding transcription repressor activity, RNA polymerase II-specific; RNA polymerase II cis-regulatory region sequence-specific DNA binding. The record is from RefSeq and is a predicted model, not a curated record. The transcript has 5 exons. Bases 171 to 1304 code for a protein of 377 amino acids. Gene Ontology annotation, biological process: negative regulation of transcription by RNA polymerase II. NCBI's taxonomy places the organism in Eukaryota, Metazoa, Chordata, Mammalia, Rodentia, Cricetidae.